Pectinophora gossypiella (pink bollworm) is the source of this 1041-nucleotide messenger RNA. It is a transcript of the gene eIF3g1, whose product is annotated as eukaryotic translation initiation factor 3 subunit G. NCBI's taxonomy places the organism in Eukaryota, Metazoa, Arthropoda, Insecta, Lepidoptera, Gelechiidae. The transcript has 6 exons. The record is from RefSeq and is a predicted model, not a curated record. Gene Ontology annotation, cellular component: eukaryotic translation initiation factor 3 complex; cytoplasm. The coding region runs from base 128 to 964 and encodes 278 amino acids. Gene Ontology annotation, molecular function: RNA binding; translation initiation factor activity.
UGAAACAUUCUUUUUGAUUAGAACGCAUCAAAUGUGGUGCGUGUGCGUGGAGUGGAAAGUCAUCAAAUUAGUAAAUUGACUAAAAAUACUAGUAAAUUAUUAAAAACUUCAAAGUUUAACAUUCAAGAUGCCAGUAGCUGAUGACAUCCAGUCCUCGUGGGCCGAUGAGGUUGAAAUCGAUCAGGGUGCCCUGCCGCCACCAUCGGAAGUUGUUGAAAAUGGGCUGAAAAUUGUAACAGAAUACAAAUAUGAUAAUGAUAACAAGAAGGUCAAGAUUGUCCGUACAUAUAAAAUCGAGAAGCGUGUAGUUUCAAAGAGUAUUGCCAAACGUAAAACAUGGAGUAAGUUUGGUGAUUCUGCAAGUGACAAGCCUGGCCCGAAUCCAGCCACCACCAAUGUAGCUGAAGAUGUUUUCAUGCAGUUCAUCACCAGCAAAGAGGAGAGUACGCGUCCUGACGAUGGAGAUCUUGAUGGUCUUAAGCCUCAAACCAGCAGUGUGAUCUUCAAGUGUCGAACGUGCCAGGGUGAGCACUGGACCCUCAGUUGCCCGUUCAAGCAUACCCAGCUGGCACAGGCUAAGGCUCAGGAAGCUGCUAAAUCUGCCGACUCAAAAGCAGCACCUAGCAACAAGUACGUGGCGCCGUACCUCCGCGACGGCGGCGCUGGACGCGGCACGGGUCGUGAGCCUCCGGGCGCACGCCGUGACGAUGUUGCCGCCAUCCGCAUCUCUAACCUUAGCAACUUUGCUGUCGAAACAGACUUGGAAGAUUUGGUUAAAGGCUUUGGCCCUGUUCAGAAGCUUUACCUUGCUAAGGAAAAGAGUACCGGUCACUGCAAAGGUUUUGCCUAUGUGCACUUCAAGUUCCGUGCUGAUGCUGCCAAGGCUAUCCAGAUCCUCAACGGCCAUGGUUUUGACCAUCUGAUCCUGAAUGUUGAGUGGUCUAAGCCUCCACAGAACAACUAAACAUACAUUUCCAUAUUUUGCUUAUUGUAUACAGUUAUAAUUUGUUUCAAGUAACCAAUAAAAGUGACUUAUAAUUA